This is a messenger RNA of Neoarius graeffei (lesser salmon catfish), 2131 nucleotides long. Its product is annotated as tripartite motif-containing protein 16-like. The record is from RefSeq and is a predicted model, not a curated record. The coding region runs from base 65 to 1696 and encodes 543 amino acids. Lineage: Eukaryota; Metazoa; Chordata; Actinopteri; Siluriformes; Ariidae. The transcript has 6 exons. Gene Ontology annotation, molecular function: protein binding; zinc ion binding.
UUCCGAGAAAACAAAACUUAAACACACACACCCUCUCUCUCUCACACACACACCCCACAGGAAAAUGGCAGAGGCUGGUAUUUCAGAUCAGGAUCAGGUCAGCUGUCCAGUGUGUCUGGAUCUCCUGAAGGAUCCUGUAGCUAUUCCCUGUGGACACAGUUUCUGUAAGGUGUGUAUUAAUGGCUGCUGGGAUCAGGAGGAUGUGAAGGGCGUCUACAGCUGCCCCCAGUGCAGAGAGACUUUCACUCCAAGACCUGUUCUAUGCAGGAGCAGCAUGCUGGCUGAAGUGGUGGAGAAACUGAAGAAGACUGAACUCCAGGCUGCUUCUCCUGCUCACUGUUACGCUGGACCUGGAGAUGUGGAGUGUGAUUCCUGCACUGGGAGAAAACGCAAAGCCAUUAAUUCCUGUCUGGUGUGUCUGGCCUCCUACUGUGAAGAUCAUCUUAAACCUCACUAUCAGUCUCCUGCCUUUAAGAGGCACAAGUUAGUUGAAGCCUGUGCAGGGCUCCAAGAGAAGAUCUGCUCUGAACAUGACAAACUGAUCGAGAUCUUCUGUCGUACUGACCAAAGCUUCAUCUGUUAUUUGUGUACGAUGGAUGAGCACAAAGACCACGAUACGGUUUCAACUAAAGCAGAAAGAAAUGAAAAACAGAAUGAGCUAAAGGAGGAGCAGAUGAAAUCCCAGCAGAGGAUCCAGGAGAAGCAGAAGAAGGUGCAGGAGCUGAAACAGACUGUGGACACUAUUAAGAUGCAUUAUCAGGCAGCAGUAGAUGACAGUGAGAGGAUCUUUACUGAGAUGAUCAGCUCCAUGGAGAAAAAGCGCUCGGAGAUGACGGAGCUGAUCAGAGCUCAGGAGAAAGCUGAACUGAGUCGAGUCGAACGACUCCUGAAGCAACUGGAGCAGGAGAUUGCUGAUCUUCAGAGGAGAGUCACUGAGCUGGAGCAGCUUUCACUCACACACGAUCACAUCCACUUCCUCCAGAGUUUCCCGUCUCUCUGUGUUUCUCCUGGAUGUGACGACUCACCCAGCUUCACUGUCAAUCAACAUCUCUCAUUUGAUGGAGUGAGGAACUCUCUCUCAGAUCUGAAAAAACGAGUUGAGGAAAUCUCUGCAUUUCAGAUGAUUUUACCCUCAAAACCAAAGAGGAGAGAAGAUUUUCUGCAGUAUUUCUGUUAUCUGACUCUGGAUCCAAACACAGCACACCGAGAACUCCUUCUGACUGAGAAGAACAGAGCAAUGACAUGGAGUGAAAGAGAUCAGAGAUACUCUGAUCAUCCAGAGAGAUUUGACUCUUACACUCAGGUGUUGUGUACGGAGAGUGUGUGUGGACGCUGUUACUGGGAGGUGGAGUGGAGCGGUGAUGGUGUGAACAUAUCAGUCUCUUAUAAAGAGAUCAGCAGGAAAGGACGGGGUUACAAGUGUGUGUUUGGAUACAACAGUCAGUCCUGGAGUCUUUGGUGUUCUUCUUCCUCUGUCUCUUUCUGGCACAACAGAAUAAAAACUGUGCUCCGAGGUCCAUCAUCCUCCAGAAUAGGAGUGUAUGUGGAUCACAGUGCAGGAACUCUGUCCUUCUACAGCGUCUCUGACACGAUGAGGCUCCUCCACAGCGUCCACACCACAUUCACUCAGCCUCUAUACGCUGGGUUCUGGCUACCUUUUUAUAACUCGACUGUCAGGUUAUGUGAUCCAAGAUGACAUGUUGGUAAAAGUUUGGUAAAAUUAAUUCUGGGAUGUCAGAUUUAUAUAAUUUGAUAUAUAAUUUCUCCCUGAGUGCCAUUUUUGAGUGCACAACCUGUAAUAUAUUAUUAUUAUUAUUAUUAUUAUUAUUAUUAUUAUUAUUAUUAUGUUCAUUUAUCCUAUACAUUAAGUUACACAAAUAAUCUCUGAAUGCAGACUUUAAGAUGCUUCUUUUUCGCUGUAUGCACUAGAUUAGCUGACUUAAUAUAUUUGUUACUACAGAAUCUCAGAAUUUAUAUUUUGGCUUUGACAAAGACUGUUUCUUCAGAAGUGUAACUCUACAGUACCUCAGAUCACCAAAUUUGAAAUAAUGUCAAGAUUACUGGUCAUCUCAGAUUUGCUGUAUACUUCCUGGAAAUUAGAUCAAUAUUCCCAGUAAAUUUUUCAAUAAUA